Messenger RNA from Juglans regia (Persian walnut), 2593 nucleotides. RefSeq lists its product as uncharacterized. The transcript is spliced from 20 exons. The record is from RefSeq and is a predicted model, not a curated record. NCBI's taxonomy places the organism in Eukaryota, Viridiplantae, Streptophyta, Magnoliopsida, Fagales, Juglandaceae. The coding region runs from base 1 to 2301 and encodes 766 amino acids.
AUGUUACUGAAUAUUGAAAUUCAGGUUAAUGAAAUUCAGAUCCAGAUGGAGGACUCAGCUGGUCAAGUAGGAGUCUCUUUAGAGUUUGACUUCGACUUCGAUGAUGAGAAUUUGAUGGAGAAUCCCAAUACGCAGAUGCCUUCAAAUCAUGACCCGCACGAGGUGCAGAAUGAAACGGCGGGAAAUAUCUCUACUCAAGAAAAUGUAGAUCAGCUUGGUUCAUCAUCCGGAAGCAACGAUCAUCAUCAGCCGCUGAUUCACCAAACAGACUUGAAGCAGAACCAGCGCACACCAUCAACAUUGACCAGUACUAGCGACCUUUCGAACCCACCAGUACUUGAAAAUGCCCAAGAUUUAGCACACCCAGCUACAGCUUUCAAUCCUCCAUUAAUAAUCGAGACACCACAAAGCUGCUGCCUUCCAACAACAGAAUACAAGGAAAGUGAAUCACCAGAUGGACAUUGUCAACCUGAUCAACUUAAUCUUGGGGAUUCUAACUGGAACUAUCAGCAACAGGCCUAUAUUAAUACUUCUGAAAACCAAGUGAUGAUCCCUCAAGUUUUUAGUACUCCAAACUUGCCAUCCUCCUUGAAUGCUACAUCUAUGGGAGCACUGCAACCUUAUCCUCCAACAAUGAUGGGAUUGAACGGGAAUGAUGGAGCAAUUCAGUCACUUCAAGCUGAAUAUGAGGCCAAUAUGAUCUAUCCCAAUCAGCCGAUGAUGAAUACUCGGUUGGAAAAUGUUCCCCCAAAUGAGCAUAUGCCUCUGCCUUACAAUCUGGGUCCACUCAAUGAAUUUAUCCCAAACAAUCAGACAAUACUACAAAGCAUUACAAGCAAUAAUUUCAACAGCAUCCGUCAGCAACCAUCCCUCUGCCCUACAUUAUUCCCUCAAAACACAAUAGGGGUUGGAGUAAUAAAUCAAAGGCAACUGCCAAUCAACCAACACCGGGCAACUUUACUCCCCCACAACCAGCUGAAUGCUGCAUACAGAAUCUUGACUCCAUUGGGUUCGCAGCCAAAUGAAUUCGUGACAACUAAUGUAUUUGACCCACAAUGUCUCAACUUCAUGCUACCUCAAGCUUAUGCACUUUUAAGGCCCCAACAGUCCUCUAAUCAUCUACAACAACUCAACCAAAUCUCACAAGUGCCAAAUUUACUUGAUCCUCAAUUUCAAUACUCAGUGCUACCUGGACUUUCUAUGCUUCCUAGUUAUAGCCCUCGAAGUUUCUUGUACCAUCAAGUCUCGGUGCCACCUAACGUGUAUGAUCCACAAGGUUUUAACUCAUUGCUGUCGCCUGAGCUUUCUAUCUCAGCUAGGACUCCUCAACUUACAAACCAUCAACAACAAAACCAAGUUUGGAUGGCACAAAACUCUUUACUGCCUGGAUCUUCUACGGUUUCGAGGCUCCAAGAGCUGUAUGGGCGUCAACAACUUAAUCAGUUAACUCAACUGACCCCUAAUCUGCAUCCACAACUUGGAAGUUCCAUACUACUAGAAAUGCUCUCUGGGCCCUCACAGCUACUGGAUCAUUAUCAAGUCUCAGUGCCAGCUUAUGCAUGUAAUCCACAGCAGCAUAACUCCAUAGGGGCUCGACCCUCUGUACUGCCUAGGCCUCAAAGAUUGUAUGAUCAUAAGCAUCCACUCGAGCAAGUCCAGGACUCACAAUUUUGUGGUUCCAUGCUGCCACAGGCUCCAAAUCUUUCUAGGCCUCAACAGUCACCUAAGCAUCAACAGCUCAAUCAAGUUCCCGAGACAGCUAACAUGAGAGUUGAUCCUCAACAUGACAACAUUUUAUCUCCUCAAUCUUCAAGGCCUUCCAGUUCACAGACCGAACAAACAUGUGGAUUACUGAAUCAAGCAGCUAGACAAAGUGUCUCUUGCAUUAGUCCCGGCACAAAUUCUCGACAAACUCAAAUCCUGAAUUCAAAAGCUCAACAAGAAAUUGGGGGUGGAACCAAGAUGGCUGUCCCUGAUCUAUGUGAAACAUCACCGAGCAGCUUCAAAGAGCUGGAAGGAAACAAACGUACUGCAACAAAACGACAUGUGCUAGGAGAACCAUCUCAGUCACCUAAACGCUCCAAGAAAGAAAGGAGUUUACCACCACCCAGUUCUCAAGAAGAUCAGGAUAGGACUUCUCAAUCAGAAGGAAAUCAUGAAGUCGAAAAAGAAGGAAAUGAAGUCCAAAACUCAAAUCCUUCUAGUGCAAGGCGAGUAGUCAAGAAUACUGUUUAUGAUCCAACAUAUGUGGGGUUUGGUUUACCUAUUGACCCACAUCUCCGGCUAUUUAACCCAAGCUAAUUGCAAUGGCAAUGGUAGACCAUGCGGAUUAGAUGAUUCAAUGUCAACUUGUUUGAGAGACUUUUCUAGCUCCUUUUGUUGUUGUUGUUGGUUUUUUUUUCUUGUUCAGUUUGCUGUUUGGAGGAGAUUUUGUUUUUCCUGGGCCAGCAGUGUUAAGAGGUUAUUGGCGGUGGUUGAGCAGAGUUGGUCUUGAAAAAACCGGCAUCAUCGUCUUUUAAUGUUUAGCCUAUCUUUAACUUUGAACUCAACCAAAAGAUGUUUUUAACAAUUAAUGUUUGUUCUUCUUUCUCCA